UGCUGUAAUGUUCCAAAGCUUGAAAAGAGUUCGAACAAAGUAUGAUUGUGUCAAUGUAUUAAGUGUAUGUGGAUAAAAAAAUAUGUGAUAAAAUAAGGACCUACGUACAUCAAGAUUCGCUUAACAGUUACUUAAUUUGCAAAAAAUACAAAUAGUAUUCCAAACAGGCGCUUAUGAUGAGUAUUGAAAACGUAGCAUUACCGUUAUCAACGUUAAAUACACCGCUUGCUUAGAUCCCAAUUAAAAUGUCUAUUACCAGUGUACAUAAUAAAGCUGAUGAAAUGGAUAUCGGCACGCAAAAUGAUAAGGAGAACACAGAUCCCUGCGAGAAUUCGCAGUCGGAGCCUGCUAAUGAGAAAUCUAACAUCGACGCAAAUUUAUACUUGUACGACGAUGAGUUGGACACCAGACCACACGUAUCAACGUUUAUUUCAUCGCUUGCCAAUUAUGAAAAUACCAUACCAUCAGCCACUGACCCGGAUUCAAAGACAGCUGCACCUGCAGCUCGCAUGGGUACGCUGAUUGGAGUUUUCCUGCCAUGCAUUCAGAAUAUAUUUGGUGUAAUCCUAUUUAUUCGUCUUACAUGGGUAGUUGGUACCGCUGGCGCGGUAUGCGGAUUUCUCAUAGUAUUAACUUGCUGUUGUGUGACCAUGUUAACAGCAAUCUCGAUGUCAGCAAUCGCAACAAAUGGAGUAGUGCCCGCAGGAGGAAGUUAUUUUAUGAUUUCGAGAUCGCUAGGACCAGAAUUUGGAGGAGCGGUGGGAAUGUUGUUUUAUACAGGAACGACACUGGCUGCUGCUAUGUACAUUGUGGGCGCUGUGGAGAUUGUAUUGACAUACAUGGCUCCAUGGGCCUCAAUAUUUGGCGAUUUCACCAAAGAUGCGGAUGCAAUGUAUAAUAACUUUAGAGUAUACGGCACAUUGCUCCUAUUGAUUAUGGGAUUAAUCGUGUUUUUGGGUGUAAAGUUCGUAAAUAAAUUUGCCGCAGUCGCCUUGGCGUGUGUAAUAUUCUCUAUAAUUGCUGUUUACGUUGGAAUAUUCGACAAUAUUAAUGGGAGUGAAAACCUUUACAUGUGCGUUCUUGGAAAGCGUUUGCUCAAAGACAUUCCCAUUGAUAAUUGUACUAAAAGUGAUACGUUCUUGUCGGACAUGUUUUGUGAUGAAAACGGAUGCGAUGAAUAUUAUAAAAAUAAUAACGUUACAAAAGUAAAAGGUAUCAAGGGUCUUGCCAGUGGAGUAUUCUAUGAGAAUAUUUUACCAUCGUUUUUAGAAAAAGGCCAAUUAAUUGCUUAUGGGAAAAAUACGGUGGAUAUUGAAAAUUUGGCGCCAUCUACAUAUAAUCAAGUCGUAGCUGAUAUUACAACGUCUUUCACAUUGCUAAUAGGAAUAUUCUUCCCGUCAGUAACAGGAAUAAUGGCGGGAUCAAAUAGGUCUGGUGAUUUAGCUGACGCUCAAAAAAGUAUUCCGAUUGGAACAAUUUGUGCAAUUCUAACAACGAGCACCGUGUAUUUAUCUAGUGUUUUGUUAUUUGCGGGAACAGUCGAUAAUCUGCUCUUACGUGACAAAUUUGGCCAAUCCAUCGGUGGAAAGCUAGUAGUGGCAAACAUUGCAUGGCCAAACCAAUGGGUUAUACUUGUUGGCUCAUUUUUAUCAACACUUGGUGCUGGGCUACAAAGCUUGACUGGUGCACCACGCUUGCUGCAGGCCAUAGCAAAAGACGAAAUUAUUCCAUUUUUAUCCCCAUUUGCGGUAUCUUCGAAACGUGGUGAACCUACAAGAGCUUUACUUCUCACGAUUGUUAUAUGCCAGGGCGGAAUUCUAUUGGGCAAUGUUGAUCUGUUGGCACCCUUAUUAUCCAUGUUCUUCCUCAUGUGUUAUGGAUUCGUGAAUCUUGCAUGUGCUGUACAGACACUGUUGAGAACACCUAACUGGAGGCCACGAUUUAAGUUCUAUCAUUGGGGAUUGUCUUUAGUUGGAUUAACUUUGUGUAUAUCAAUAAUGUUUAUGACUUCAUGGUACUUUGCUUUAAUUGCGAUGGGAAUGGCCAUUGUGAUUUACAAAUAUAUCGAAUAUCGUGGGGCUGAAAAAGAGUGGGGAGAUGGAAUCAGAGGAAUGGCGUUGACUGCUGCUAGAUACUCACUUUUACGCUUGGAAGAGGGUCCCCCACAUACCAAAAAUUGGCGUCCACAAAUAUUAGUCCUAUCAAAGUUUAACGACAACUUCAUGCCAAAAUAUAGGAAAAUAUUUUCGUUUGCCACUCAACUUAAAGCCGGAAAGGGUUUAACAAUAUGCGUAUCCGUUAUUCAAGGCGAUCAUCAUAAAAUUUUGAACAGAGCGGUUGACGCUAAGGCAUCAUUGAGAAAAUUAAUGGACGACGAGAAAGUUAAAGGCUUCUGUGAUGUAUUGGUAUCUCGAGAUAUAGGCGAAGGAUUAAGUUCAGUAAUUCAGACCAUAGGCCUCGGAGGUAUGAAACCAAAUACUGUUAUAAUUGGUUGGCCCUACAGUUGGCGACAAGAAGGCAAACAAAGCUGGAAAACUUUUAUACAAACCGUUCGAACAGUAGCUGCAUGCCAUAUGGCACUUUUGGUUCCAAAGGGUAUCAACUUUUUCCCUGAAUCUAACCACAAAAUCGGUGGCAAUAUUGACAUUUGGUGGAUAGUACAUGAUGGAGGUCUCCUAAUGCUAUUGCCUUUCCUGCUGAAACAGCAUCGUACUUGGAGAAAUUGCAAAUUAAGAAUUUUCACUGUAGCUCAAAUGGAAGACAAUUCAAUUCAGAUGAAAAAAGACUUGAAAACUUUUCUGUACCAUUUACGAAUUGAGGCGGAUGUAGAAGUGGUGGAGAUGAUGAAUAGCGAUAUAUCCGCCUAUACAUACGAGAGGACAUUGAUGAUGGAACAGCGAAACCAAAUGUUAAGAGAGCUUCGUUUAAAUAAGAAAGAAAACUCUAAAAUAGUUCAAACGAUUGUUGAUCAUCAUCAUGAUGUUACAAAGACUUCUUCAAAAGUUCGAUUUGCAGAUCCAACAAUCAAUGUAGAAGAGAAGCAUGAGAACGAAGCCGAUGGCGACGAAAAGGCUAGGGCAAAAGAAGCUGAAAUCGACUCGCUGGACACAAAAUUAGAAAAUGGAUCGACAUUAAAUUCUGUAGAAAAGGGACAAAGUGAAGAUGAAAAACCUGAGAAAACUAUCUCUGGAGGAAAUCGAAAUACGACUUUAAAACCUGACGAAAUCAAUGUUCGUCGAAUGCACACGGCAGUGAAGUUGAAUGAAGUUAUUGUAAAUAAAUCACAAGAUGCCCAACUUGUUAUAAUGAAUUUACCUGGGCCUCCGCGGGAAUCUAAAAUCGAUCGUGAAAGCAAUUAUAUGGAGUUUCUAGAGGUGUUAACUGAAGGUUUAGAAAAGGUGCUAAUGGUCCGGGGAGGAGGUCGUGAAGUAAUAACAAUCUAUUCUUAAGGAUCUUAAGGCGAUUAAUGUUUUGGUAAAUAAGGCAACUACCAAUAUCAAUCAAUUUUUAGCGUAAAUUUUUGUAUCUAAAUACAAAAAAACGAAAUAAAUUCUUUGUUACAACAAAUGCAUAUUUUC
Molecule: messenger RNA, 3578 nt
Organism: Rhagoletis pomonella (apple maggot)
Lineage: Eukaryota; Metazoa; Arthropoda; Insecta; Diptera; Tephritidae
Product: solute carrier family 12 member 4-like
Exons: 21
Coding region: 246-3449 (1067 amino acids)
Biological process (GO): chemical synaptic transmission; chloride transmembrane transport; potassium ion homeostasis
Cellular component (GO): membrane
Molecular function (GO): potassium:chloride symporter activity
Source: RefSeq, a predicted model, not a curated record